GAACACGAUAUAUACGAAUCAGAAUCGCCCUCGGAAAGCGGAACAGAUUCGUUGACUUGGAUCAGUUGGUUUUGCUCUUUGCCUGGACAUGAAUAUUUUGCUGAAGUGAGCGAAGAUUUUAUCGAAGACGAUUUCAAUCUGACAGGCUUAAAUGCGCUAGUACCAUUCUACAAAGAAGCAUUGGAAAUGAUCUUGGACGUUGAACCACAAGAAGAUAGUCUAAAGAUACCCGAUGUUUCCAUUGUUGAAUCAAGCGCAGAACUUCUUUACGGCCUCAUUCAUCAGCGGUAUAUUCUUACCCGGCAAGGAUUGCAGCAAAUGGCAGACAAGUAUGAGCGCGGUCACUUUGGUUUCUGCCCUCGUGUGUUCUGUCAUUCUCAUCCUGUCUUACCUUGUGGUCGAUCGGAUCUACCCGGGUUGGAUACUGUCAAACUAUUCUGUGCAAAUUGCGUCGACAAUUACUCCCCACCAUCGAGUCGGUUUCAUGGAGUCGACGGGGCAUUCUUCGGAACAACAUUCCCUCAUCUUCUCUUUCAAACCUAUCGAGAGCUAGCCCCUUCACCAAUCGCACCAGCAGGAACCAAUUCUGCGUCCUUAAAUACUCAAACGCAACAACAAGGAUCCAUAUCUCAACGUAGCAAUGGGGUUGUGCAAAGUGGAAAAGGAGAUGCAGGAGCAGACGGAAAUGCGACAAACGAAUCAUCCGGCAAUGCUGGAACGACGACUGCCGUUGCAACAUCUGCUUCUACACUAACUCCCGAAGUGCUCGGUCAAAGGAAUCCACAAGCACGUUUGUAUACCCCAAGAAUUUAUGGUUUCAGAGUGAGCGAAUAUGCGAAAAGUGGACCAAGGAUGCGUUGGAUGCGUAUGCGACCGGAAAGUUUUGAUGAAUUGGAUAGA
Messenger RNA from Meira miltonrushii, 900 nucleotides. RefSeq lists its product as uncharacterized. The record is from RefSeq and is a predicted model, not a curated record. NCBI's taxonomy places the organism in Eukaryota, Fungi, Basidiomycota, Exobasidiomycetes, Exobasidiales, Brachybasidiaceae. Gene Ontology annotation, molecular function: protein kinase regulator activity. The annotation marks the transcript as partial. Gene Ontology annotation, cellular component: protein kinase CK2 complex; cytoplasm. The transcript has a single exon.